AUGUCGAACAACCGUCCAUUCCUCUCCAACUUCCUGGCCGCUUUCCGCGCCCAGUCAACCUACAAACCCACCACCCAGCAAGUCAGCACUACAACCUCAACCAUCUCCUCCGCCCAGAUCUCCCAGAGCGCCCGCACCAUCGCCACAAAAGCAGCGAACUCCGCUCAAGGCGCUUCAGCGUCAUCAUCCGCAUCCGCCGGAGCCCAUCACACUCACCACAAUCACAACCACAACCACCAUAACCAUAACCACCACACCCACACAUCCUCUCCCACCUCCUCGGUAACUACAGCACCUGCCGGUCCAGUCCAAGGCCCAAGUCCGGCCCCUUCACACCACUACCACCACGAUCAACCAUCUCUCCCCUCUACACCACCAUCAUCCACUUCAACACCCAUUCCGAUCAACCACACUGCAGAUCGCCAGCGCCGCGGGAGUGACUCUUCCAGUGGCUCAGGCGGGUUCCGCGAUGCCAUCGGUCCUGAGAAGUGGUAUAUUGGUGGAAGAACACCGGCUGGUGAAGAGCGCUUUUAUCGGCUCGGGAUGGUUACGAAGGGUGGGGGAAGGCUUGGCGGGAGUGGGCGGGUGGGGAGUAUUGAUCAGUUGAGUCUUUGA
Penicillium verrucosum is the source of this 615-nucleotide messenger RNA. RefSeq lists its product as uncharacterized. The transcript has a single exon. NCBI's taxonomy places the organism in Eukaryota, Fungi, Ascomycota, Eurotiomycetes, Eurotiales, Aspergillaceae. The coding region runs from base 1 to 615 and encodes 204 amino acids. The record is from RefSeq and is a predicted model, not a curated record.